Porites lobata is the source of this 954-nucleotide messenger RNA. Lineage: Eukaryota; Metazoa; Cnidaria; Anthozoa; Scleractinia; Poritidae. The record is from the annotation of a GenBank genome assembly.
AUGAAGGAAGAUUUCCCAAAUUUCAGUUUGGGCCCAGAUGAGUAUUUGAAACCAAAACGGCAAAAGACUGAAGAAACAAGAUUUGCGCAACUGAGCGAUGAUGAGCUGGAUCACCUCAUCGAGGGAGCCCAAGCGAAGUCUACAAAGUAUGCCACAAACUAUGCGGUGUCAGUUUUCAAAGGUAAUUUCUCAGUAAAAAUACUUCUGUGAAAUGCAAAUAUUUUGUAAUUAACACAUAAGUUUAUAUCCACGCCACUCGUUAAAAUGUAACAAAUAAAACUUUCCACUACGCGUAUGCAAAAAAUUCGUCAAUAAAAAAAUAAGUCUUAAUUUUCGUUAAUAAAAAUAAAUACUCCUUCAACACCUACGUUGCGUUGAUAUUUUUUGGUCUUUCUUCAUUCAGAAUGGGCUUUAGCACGAGGCAUUGACGAAAAUAUUGGUGGAAAAACCAAAGAAGAGUUGAACAAGAACCUGCGACUCUUUUAUGCCGAAGCUAAGAAUAAAGACGGUGGAAAUUACAGCAGGAGUACUUUGCUUGGUUUCCGAAAUGGCAUAGAGAGGUUUUUAAACUACCCGCCCUUCAAGAAAGGCAUACAUAUUGCCACUGACCCUGCUUUCCAGCAGUCAAAUCAAAUGCUUGAUGCUAAGCUAAAAAAUAUGAAGCAACAGGGAGAGGAAAGCGUAAAGCACAAACCUUGUAUUGAGAACGAAGAUCUCCGACGUCUGAAAGAGAGCGCUGUUAUGAGCCCCUCAACGCCUCAGGGUCUCCUCAACAACAUGUGGCUCCACAUAACCCUUUACUUCUGCUGUUGGGGACGUGAAGGGCAAAGGAACCUGAAGAAAAGCAGCUUUGUUAUUCUCCAAGAAGAAAACGGAAAGCGCUACGCGACAAUGGCGCACGACGAGGCAGUAAAAAUCAUCAAGGAGUUUGAGCGACAACACCCUAAGCUUUGA